Molecule: messenger RNA, 3589 nt
Organism: Misgurnus anguillicaudatus (oriental weatherfish)
Lineage: Eukaryota; Metazoa; Chordata; Actinopteri; Cypriniformes; Cobitidae
Source: RefSeq, a predicted model, not a curated record
GUAAAUGAGGGAGAAUGUGUUGAUCUGAAGACUGAAGUUACUGACAUACAGAGAGUUGAUCUGAUAGAGUGGAGAUUUGGAGAAACUCUCAUAGCUGAAAUCAAUCCUGCAAACAAUAUCUUCAGUACAUCUGAUAAUGGUCUAUUCAGAGAUAAACUGAAGCUGAAUCCUCAGACUGGAGAUCUCAACAUCAGUGACAUCAGACAGAAACACACUGGAGAUUAUACACUGAAGAUCAUCAGAGAUGGAGAAACCUCAGACAAAAAGUUUUUUGUGAAUUUCAUAAAUCAUUUCAACAAACCAUUCCUGAACAUGGGAGAAUCUGUCCAUCUGAAGACUGAAGUUACUGACAUACAGAGAGAUGAGAAGAUAGAGUGGAGAUUUACGAUGAGAUCUACAUUUAAAGAAUCUCUCAUAGCUGAAAUCAAUCCUGCCAACAAUAUCUGCAGUACAUAUAAUGGUGUUGAUGAUCUAUUCAGAGAUAAACUGACGCUGAAUCAUCAGACUGGAGAUCUCACCAUCAAUGACAUCAUAUGGGAACACAAUGGAGAGUAUGAACUGAAGAUCAUCAGAGAUGAAAAAUCAUCAUACAAGAGAUUCGAAGUUUAUGUCAUGGUUGUGAUGAGUGAAACACUGGAAGUGUAUGAGGAAUCAUCUGUCGAUAUGAAGACUGAUCUUACUGACAUACAGAAAAAUGAGAAGAUAGAGUGGAGAUUUAGAGAUACAAUGAGAUCUACAAAUAAAGAAACUCUCAUAGCUGAAAUCAAUCCUGCCAAAAAUAUCUUCAGGACAUAUGAUGGUGAUGAUGAUCUAUUCAGAGAUAAACUGAAACUGAAUCAUCAGACUGGAGAUCUCAAAAUCAGUGACAUCAGAGAGAAACACACUGGAGGUUAUGAAGUGAAGAUCAUCAGAGAUGAUAAAAACUCAUACACGAGAUUUUUUCUGUCUGUCAGAUUUGAAACAAAAGAACUGCAAGUGAAAGAGGGAGAAUCUGUCCAUAUGAUGUCUGAUCUUACUGCCAUAAAGAGAGAUGAGAAGAUAGAGUGGAGAUUUGAACAAACUCUCAUAGCAAAAAUCUAUUUUGCCAACAAUAUCUUCAGUACAUAUGAUGGUGAUGAUGAUCUAUUCAGAGAUAAACUGAAGCUGAAUCAUAAAACUGGAGAUCUCAACAUCAAUGACUUCAGAGAAAAACACAAUGGAGUUUAUACACUGGAGAUCUUUAGAUUUGGAAAAACAUCAUACAAGAAAUUCAGUGUGUCUGUCAGAGAUGAUUUGGCAUUAAGAGGACGGGCUGUACAGUCAUCCACAGCAUAUGGUUGGGUAGCAUCAAAUGCCAUUGACAAUUCACCCUUCACCUGCACCCAUACUGACACAUCUGAUAACCCCUGGUGGAGACUGGAUCUUCUGGAUUCUUACUACAUCUCUAGAGUCGUCAUCACUAACAGAAAAGACUGCUGUGCGGAGCGACUCAACGGAGCAGAAAUUCGUAUCGGAAACUCUUUGGAAAACAACGGCAACAAUAAUCCCAGAUAUGCUGUGCUAAAUGGUGUGGCAGCGGGUCAGUCUGUGUCUGUGUCCUGUCACAAUACGAACGGACGAUAUGUGAACGUCAUCAUACCUGGAAGUUCAAAAAUUCUUUCUCUUGCUAAAGUGGAGGUGUAUCAGGCAGAGGAUUUGGCAUUAAGAGGACGGGCUGUACAGUCAUCCACAGGAUACGGUUGGGAAGCAUCAAAUGCCAUUGAAAAUUUACCCUUAACCUGCACCCAUACAGACACAUCUGAUAACCCCUGGUGGAGACUGGAUCUUCUGGAUUCUUACUAUAUUUCUACAGUUGUCAUCACUAACAGAAAAGACUGCUGUGCGGAGCGACUCAAUGGAGCAGAAAUACGUAUCGGAAACUCUUUGGAAAACAACGGCAACAAUAAUCCCAGAUAUGCUGUGCUAAAUGGUGUGCCAGCGGGUCAGUCUGUGUCUGUGUCCUGUCACAAUACGAACGGACGAUAUGUGAACAUCAUCAUACCUGGACAUUCAAAAAUUCUUUCUCUUGCUAAAGUGGAGGUGUAUCAGGCAGAGGAUUUGGCAUUAAGAGGACGGGCUGUGCAGUCAUCCACAGGAUAUGGUUGGGAAGCAUCAAAUGCCAUUGACAAUUUACCCUUCACCUGCACCCAUACAGACACAUCUGAUAACCCCUGGUGGAGACUGGAUCUUCUGGAUUCUUACUACAUCUCUACAGUCGUCAUCACUAACAGAAAAGACUGCUGUGCGGAGCGACUCAACGGAGCAGAAAUUCGUAUUGGAAACUCUUUGGAAAACAACGGCAACAAUAAUCCCAGAUAUGCUGUGCUGAAUGGUGUGCCAGCUGGUCAGUCUGUGUCUGUGUCCUGUCACAAUACGAACGGACGAUAUGUGAACGUCAUCAUACCUGGAAGUUCAAAAAUUCUUUCUCUUGCUAAAGUGGAGGUGUAUCAGGCAGAGGAUUUGGCAUUAAGAGGACGGGCUGUGCAGUCAUCCACAGGAUAUGGUUGGGAAGCAUCAAAUGCCAUUGACAAUUUACCCUUCACCUGCACCCAUACAGACACAUCUGAUAACCCCUGGUGGAGACUGGAUCUUCUGGAUUCUUACAAUAUUUCUACAGUUGUCAUCACUAACAGAAAAGACUGCUGUGCGGAGCGACUCAAUGGAGCAGAAAUACGUAUCGGAAACUCUUUGGAAAACAACGGCAACAAUAAUCCCAGAUAUGCUGUGCUGAAUGGUGUGGCAGCGGGUCAGUCUGUGUCUGUGUCCUGUCACAAUACGAACGGACGAUAUGUGAACGUCAUCAUACCUGGACAUUCAAAAAUUCUUUCUCUUGCUAAAGUGGCGGUGUCUCAGGCAGAGGAUUUGGCAUUAAGAGGACGGGCUGUACAGUCAUCCACAGCAUAUGGUUGGGAAGCAUCAAAUGCCAUUGACAAUUUACCCUUAACCUGCACCCAUACAGACACAUCUGAUAACCCCUGGUGGAGACUGGAUCUUCUGGAUUCUUACUAUAUUUCUACAGUUGUCAUCACUAACAGAAAAGACUGCUGUGAGGAGCGACUCAACGGAGCAGAAAUUCGUAUCGGAAACUCUUUGGAAAACAAUGGCAACAAUAAUCCCAGAUAUGCUGUGCUGAAUGGUGUUGCAGCGGGUCAGUCUGUGUCUGUGUCCUGUCACAAUAUGAACGGACGAUAUGUGAACGUCAUCAUACCUGGAAGUUCAAAAAUUCUUUCUCUUGCUCAAGUGGAGGUCUAUAAAGCAGCUUCUAAGAGAGAAGAUCCAGUGGAGGCGAGAGAAGAUCUAGUGGAGAUAAGAGGAGGAGAUUCUGUGAGGAUAGAGAUGCAGCCAUUGUUGAAUAAUAGCAGUCAGUAGCAGUGAUGUGCCUUCACAGUAACAUGAGUAAUAUUACAAACACAUCAGCAUCACAUCACUUAUAACAUCACCCUUAUAUCAUCGAGGUCAAAAAUAUGGGCUGAUAGACCAGAGGAAAAGAUUUCUUUUUGAUUUGCCAUUUACAUUUAAACAUUAAAAAGCACCUAAUAUCCGAUUCAUGAUUUCCUUUGGUGUGUAAGUG